GUUAGCCUGUCACGUGACGUAGAGUGAGUUCCUGCUGUGGCUUGAAGGAAACAGAUCGACAUUCAGCCACGGGAGAAUCGCACUUUGCGGCCUGUGGAAGCCCCCUCCCUGAGCGAUGGCCUCACCUGUCUCGGUCUACAACUCUAAUGCCUUGGACGCACACAUUUCCAAUACUCCCAGAGAGUCUCUGAAGAUGGAGUUGUUAGCUGAUGUCUCUCUACUGCCAGGAGAGGAAAGAAUUAUAGAUAAAGAUAUCAUCUACAUGUGUCACUUCAAUGGAGCUGUGAAAGGCAAAGUGUUGAUCACGAACUACAGACUCUACUUCAAGAGCUCAGAUGCUGAUGUUACAGUGAUGCUGGACGUUCCUCUGGGUGCUAUCAGUCGAGUGGAGAAGAUGGGUGGGGCAUCAAGCAGAGGAGAAAAUUCCUACGGCCUGGAUAUUACCUGCAAGGACAUGAGGAACUUAAAGUUUGCCUUAAAGCAGGAAGGUCACAGCAGAAGAGACAUCUUUGAUCUCCUCUUCAGACAUGCCUUCCCCCUCUCACAUGGUUUGCCUCUAUUUGCAUAUGUGACACAGGAGAAGUAUGCUGAGAAUGGGUGGAACAUUUACAAACCUGUAGAGGAGUUCAGACGGCAGGGCUUACCUAAUAACAAGUGGCGUAUUACAUUCAUCAAUAAGAGCUAUGAUCUGUGUGACACCUACCCCACUGUGCUGGCUGUUCCCUUUAAAAGUAAAGAGGAGGACCUGAGACGAGUGGCUGCCUUCCGGUCAAGAGCACGCAUACCGGUUCUAUCAUGGAUCCACAGGGAGAACCAAGCAGUGAUUGCCCGCUGCAGUCAGCCUCUUGUUGGCAUGUCUGGUAAAAGAAACCGGGACGAUGAACGCUACCUGGACCUGAUCAGGGAGGCAAACGACACCACCAAGCUCACUAUAUACGAUGCUCGGCCCAGCGUCAAUGCAGUGGCUAACAAGGCCACUGGAGGAGGCUACGAGGGUGAUGAAUACCAAAACGCAGAGCUUGUCUUCCUGGACAUCCAGAAUAUCCACGUCAUGAGGGAAUCCCUGAAGAAGCUUAAAGAUAUUGUCUACCCCAAUGUGGAGGAAUCCCACUGGCUGUCCAGUCUAGAGUCUACACACUGGCUAGAACAUGUAAAGCUUGUGUUGUCGGGAGCCAUCCAAGUAGCAGACAAGGUUUCCAGUGGAAACUCAGUGGUGGUCCACUGUAGUGACGGCUGGGACCGAACUGCUCAGCUUACGUCUCUGGCCAUGCUGAUGUUGGACAGCCACUAUCGCACCCUGAGAGGAUUCCAGGUGCUGAUUGAAAAAGAAUGGAUCAGCUUUGGGCAUAAAUUUGCCUCAAGGAUAGGUCACGGUGACAAAAAUCAUGCCGAUCAGGACAGAUCGCCCAUCUUUGUUCAGUUCAUCGACUGCGUAUGGCAAAUGACUAAACAGUUUCCUACAGCCUUUGAGUUUAAUGAGCACCUCCUGCUGACUAUCCUGGAUCAUCUCUACAGCUGCCGCUUCGGGACUUUCCUCUACAACUGUGAAAGUGCACGAGAUCAGCAUGAGGUGCGGUUGAAGACAGUGUCUCUGUGGUCCCUGGUCAACAGUAAGAUGGAUAUUUAUUUAAACCCCUUCUACACCCCGGAGUCUGGCAGGGUCCUCUACCCUGUUGCCAGCAUGCGCCACUUGGAGCUUUGGGUGACCUACUACAUCCGCUGGAACCCACGUAUACGGCAACAGCAGCAGAGUCCAGUGGAACAGCGCUACAAGGAGCUGUUGGCCCUCAGAGACGAGUACUUGAAGAAGCUGGAGCAGCUGCAGCUGUCGGAUUCCUCCACUUCCUCCCGUCUGGCUAACAGCCCCACAGCCAACACCUCCUCCACCACCUCAACACCAACACAGCAAUACACACACCUACAGACUCCCUUUUGAGGGCUGGUAACACACACUUGCUCACUCACAGAUAUCAGAUCUACUUGUUGACUUGCACUUACGUCCUCUUUGCUCCAAUUUGUGUUUCACACACACACACACACGCAGGGAAUUCAUUAGUAUUGUGCAGUCCUAAGUGUGGAUAACAAAGAAUGCUAAUAAGAUUUAGAUUUGAUGGCUAUAUUUAAUACCAUAGUGGUGAUAAUGGUGAUUUAUGCAAUAUGUCACAGUACAGCCUUGUCUCAAGACUUUUGUAUACACACACUCAUCAUACAAUGAAGCCUUAAAGACAUUCACUGGCUUUAAGUCCAAGGGCUUGAACACACAAGACACAGCGGUUGUGUUCACACAAGGAACAGAGCAAAGCUGAAGUGUUUAUUUGUCUGUAUGUCCUGCUGUGAUUACAGAUUAAUGAGAAUAGUUGAGCAUUAAAAUUCUUUCGUCACCUUAGGAAAAAUAGUCUGGCAAGAAAUGUUUAAUUCAAGUCUUCUGAAUCGCUUUUUCAGGCGCUUUUAAUUUGAAAGUUACACAAAGUGUUUGACACCCUAAGAUGCUGCUGAGAUUAGUUUAUCAAAUGACAUGAGAACUGAUGUUGUGAUUUAAAAAGUUAGAAGCAGGAAAGCCUCAGGCAGCCAUGAGUGGAGAUGCUGGUGAAGAAAAAUUGACAGCAGAGACGAAACAUUUUUUUCAUUUUGAUAUAAUGUAUAGCUGAGUUUGAUAGUGUUUCAGAGAUUUCAAAAUGUUUGUAAGUUAAACACAUUUCACAGUUAGAUGUCAGGAAACUGCACACACUUAGCCCAGCUUGACCCUGUGCUGCUUCACACCGUUGAUGUCCUGUGUGAGCAAAGCGUAAUGCUAACCACGAUGUUGUACAACUCACUUCUCACACUGUUCCUCCGUGCUGCAUGGCUGCGAAGUGUUGCCCAAUCCUACAGGGGAUCGAUCAAAAGUGCUGCAGAGCUAAUGCAGCAGCGUUGGAGGCCCCUACAGGAGAUGUCACUGUAGUUUCCAAACAAGUGUUAUAUGCUGAGUGUGGUCAGAUUUGGACGGAGUAGUGUGGAAUUUUUCCAUUGUCACCUGAGGAUGGAAGCUGUCAGUAAAGCUCACAUCCUGAGUUAUGACAUUGAGAACAAAUAUAGUUCUGACCAACAGUAGACUUUGGUUGGAAUUAAUCAGCAAAUUACCUGUAUGAAUGCAGCUUUGAUAAAGUUUAAAAUAUCUAUAUAUAUACCGGUAUUUCAGGUGCUCAAGAUAGUAAAAGGAAAUGAAAUGAUGCUGGCUUCUAACUCUGAAUCACCUCUUGUACUUUAUGGAGAAAGUAGCCAAAGCCCAUGAAUACAAUUUGUAGAUAUUUUUGUUUCAACCUUACUGAACAUUCACAUUGAAUCUUGAAGUACAUGUGCCUUUUGGACAAGUGUUGGCUUGUGCUUAUAUAUGGGAGCUUCAUGUAAGAAUUAUUGGGCAGUAUACAUUGGAUCCAAGUAAUUUAUUCAGUCUCAAAAUGAUGAGGUAGUACUACAGUAUCAUCAUUUUGGCAUUUUGAGGUAGUCACAUUUUUGAAUUCUAAUAAUUGCGAAAGUCUAGCCUAGUAGUCAUCCAGGUCAUGGUAACUGUAGGAACUUCAGUUAGUAAAAAUAAUAUGACCUAGUAUGGCAAAAAAAAAAAAAAGCUUUUUAAAGCAACAUAUUUUUGAUUUUUAUAUAAAAAUAUAUAUUUUGUUUAAGUUAACUGUCAAAAUAUUUCCUAAACAAUAUCAAAUAAAUUAAAAUAUACUCGAGUUUCAUUAGGAUCACAUAGUAUGAUCUUUUUUUUUCUUGACUCAAAUGAGCUUCCUUAAAAUUCCCCAAUACAAAUCCAUGAAACCCAAUUUGUUCAAAAAGCACAUGCUUUGAGAGUUGAAGUGCUUUAAUGGAGCUGGCGUCUACAGAGCGGUGUACAAAGUCAAACUCCAGACAUCACAGACAACAGUGUGUGUAUUAAUAACAGGAAUGCUGAGAACAGAAUCAUUUUUUUUUCUACCACGACAAUUAAAUUAGACUAUUUCCAGAAAGUACCUGACACAAGGAUUUUGCUGCUAACAGCUCUUAUUUGGGUUGGUUUUAACAUUUGAUACAAAUUCAGAAAAUAAUCGGAAAAUAACAUAUUUUUGCUACAUCGUUCAGUCUGUCUGUUUAUUACAAUCACGCCUGUCACUAUAUAUGUUCACUUAGUUUAUAAGGACGCUUGAUUUCAAUCUUGGUUACUUAGGAGAUUAGGGCUUCAUUUGAGGAGGACAAAAUGAAAAUGUUUUAAGUGUGAUAGUUUUUGCCACCACAGCGCAUAAUCAGUCAGAGAUCAUUUCAAUAACGUGUUAAAUUCUGGUUGUUGUGUCAUUUGGACAUGAUUCAAAACAAGCAAAAGGCCAGUGGAUAACUAUUAAAAGCAGCUCCGGAACCAUGCUGGUAGUGCUGCAUUGUGGAAGGGGAAACAGUCAAAUGUUUUUUUUGAAACUGAUGCAGGUUAGAGAUAUCUUAAAGUCUACAUGGAGCACCACUGUUGAUGCAGUCCUCGGCCUAAAUCUGUAACAUUUUCUAAAUCGCCUUUUCCACACACGGAUGUUAGUGUAACCCUGAACUUUUAAUAACAGUGGUUUUAUUCAAAUAAGCUCUUUACUGUUCUUUAGUCUUGACAUUGACUCUUCAAAAACUGGAUAGAAUCUCUUUGACUUGUUAAUAGUAGCCAGUAGAGUUGCACAGUGUGAGCAGUUGUGUUUCCAGAAAGAUUUUCCCCACGAGUUAGCAGACGUAUGGAUAAAUUAAUAUUAACUUUCAAUAAUUCAGCAGUGUUUCCUGCUGAGGACCGUGUUGACACAGCCGUUCUGUUAGCUUGGAUACAUGAAAAAGCAAUCAUAUGUCACGAAACAGACAUAUCUGUAGUCUGUCAUUUGCCCUAAUUUAAAUAUGUCAAUAACAGAAUUUAAGCUUGGUGAUUAAGAGGUUUCUCUCCUGUGGUUAACUUCUAUAAUGUACACAGGAAACAGAAUGGGACUUCUGAAACCCUAAACACCCAAAACAUGUCUCCCUGCUGUGUUUUUUUUUUUUUUUUACAUCAGCCUUGAAUUCCCAGAAAUACAGCCUUCCUGUUGAAAAGCCUGCUCAGACAAUACAUUUUCCUCCUCACAUCGUGUUCAACUCAAUGGGUUUUCAGCAAAUUGAGAAAAAUGUAUGUACAGUGUAAGACUUUCAUUUGUCAGUGAGGUGUACGUCAUUUUGUGAAGCGCUUCAGGUUAUGUCCAGAUUUGUGCCUUGACUCUUGUGAGAAUCACCUUCAUCUCUACAAAGAGACACACUCGAGCUGUCUUGGGCCAUGUUUGAGAUUGACGUCUUUGUAGUUCAGGGUUCCAAAGAAAAAAAAAAAAACCUCACAUCCUUGAAUUGAGGAGGAAGCAGAGCUAUGUCUGUUUAAAGUGGGAGGAAGAGGGUGAUCACUGCAGGGAUUCCUCGGGUAACUACAGAGGGUAGAAGAAAAGACAGUUGACUAAGGUAAAUUCUCUGUGUGAAAGGAAGCCUCUGUUUAUCUCCUUAAUUCCCACACUGUAUGAUGCAGUACCUGUUCAAACAGAGCAAUAAAAAACGCAUUUUAGUAGGUCUGUGGCAUGUUUCGCCUUAAUUAGUGCGAAGUAAGACGGUCAACAGUGCAGUGGGUUUGAUACAGAUCUUCAUCUAUGUGCAAAUCCUGCAAGCCCACGGAAGGGGCCGAGAGUCGCUAUAUUUGUGCUUUUUUUGUUUUAUUCCUGGGGCUUGGCACAGCACCUCUACUUGUUCUGCAGUGGUUUUGUUCUGUCCUCCCUUUACCCGGUGUGUCACUUGGUCAGUAAUAACGUCUUGGUAAAGAUGGCAUAACUGGGGAGAGAUCUUUCUAAUGUAUUACAGUUGAAAAUAAACAAACCCAACUUCGUCAGGACCUGUUGGCUUCUGAUUGGGUGGCAGCUCUACUCAUACCACCUGUUCACUGAUUUAUUUUAUAGUGGUUGAACGACAUUCAUAUGAACUGCUGUUUAAGCAUACUUGGUCCCUUUAUCUUUCUAGUUUCCAAACAAAUGUCAAUUUACAGACUGACUAGAAGUUCUCAUCAAGGCACCAGACGUAACUAUGACAAAAUAAGGGAGCAGAGAUCUCAAACAUGACCCGUUUUUAUGACUGGAAGGAUGAAAGAGAGGGUGAUCAGAGUGCAAUCUGAGUCCCGUGUUCACAGAGAGGUGGAUAAAAGAUUCUACCAAAUGGAUACUUUGGACAAAAAUUUGGUGUACUUGAUCAAAGGUUUGAAAUUGACUGAGAAGGUUAAGCAACAUGAAACAUAUGUGUUGGUUCCAGGGUUGUGUUGUUAGGGAAAAACAGAUAAAAAUCUAUUUUUUUUAUUUUUUACUUUGUACAAGCACCAUGAUGUAAUUACCUCAAUCAAAACCUAUUUUACUGUCUAAAGUUCUAUUGUUGUAAGAUACAAUUAUUUUAUGUAGUGUAAAAUCUUCCAGUUUUAUAAUAAAGGAAAGUAAUGUUGGUUCAGAAAUUGUUGGUAUAAAUUGUGGAUUUCUGCUCCAUUGGGUCAAAUUGUUCUGUUUUAUAUUUAAGGGCAUUUUUAUUAGGGGUUGUACUCAUUUACCCAGGAGCAAAAGGCAGAAGUUUCUAGAUACUGUUAAACCUUAACAUCUUCCUGUCUGUUCUCUGCGGGUCUUUACCUUUGAGAUUCUCUCUGGCUUUGUGGUGAUGACUCUGAGACGUACUUGUUCAUUUCAGUUUCACUCUUUCAUUAAUGUAGGGAUUGUAGUUUGAGGGUAUUGUGUCAUAUUAUAGCCUGCUUUGUCAUAAAUACACAUGAAAUGUGUUUGAGGAUCUUCUUUGUAUCAACAAAAAGGUGAAAUCUGAAAACAUUUCAAAUGUACUUCUUUUAAUCAUGUUAUCUCCUCUCCACAGUUUGUUGGAUGGCUCUUUUUAUGUAAAUAUUACUGAUUAAAUUAAUUUAAGAAUUUC
This is a messenger RNA of Acanthochromis polyacanthus (spiny chromis), 6942 nucleotides long. It is a transcript of the gene mtm1, whose product is annotated as myotubularin 1. Gene Ontology annotation, biological process: dephosphorylation; mitochondrion distribution; muscle cell cellular homeostasis. The transcript has 16 exons. NCBI's taxonomy places the organism in Eukaryota, Metazoa, Chordata, Actinopteri, Pomacentridae. The coding region runs from base 116 to 1936 and encodes 606 amino acids. The record is from RefSeq and is a predicted model, not a curated record. Gene Ontology annotation, cellular component: plasma membrane. Gene Ontology annotation, molecular function: phosphatidylinositol-3,5-bisphosphate 3-phosphatase activity.